Molecule: messenger RNA, 2224 nt
Organism: Lucilia sericata (common green bottle fly)
Lineage: Eukaryota; Metazoa; Arthropoda; Insecta; Diptera; Calliphoridae
Product: putative inorganic phosphate cotransporter
Exons: 4
Coding region: 229-1692 (487 amino acids)
Biological process (GO): transmembrane transport; monoatomic anion transport
Cellular component (GO): plasma membrane
Molecular function (GO): transmembrane transporter activity
Source: RefSeq, a predicted model, not a curated record
ACAAAUAUGAAUAGUAACAAUUUGUGAGCAAAAGCUUCAACAUCAGUUCAAAAUCAAAUUUGAUUUUAUAUAGAUUAUUUUAGUCGUGUGCUCCAGACGUGUGCCUAGUGGUUUAAAGUGCAAAUAAUAAUAAAAAAAUUAAUGCUUUAAAGGAUUGAAGAAAUAAUAUUAUAAUUAAAAUUUUAAAAUAAAUAGAUCCUUUUAUAAAAAUCAAUAAAAGGAUCAAAAAUGACCAGUGCCAUUGAUAAAGGACCCUUUUUGGGUAUGCGCCACAUGCAGGCUUUACUCAUUUUUCUAAAUAUUACUGUGGUCUAUAUAAGUCGUCUGAAUAUUGGUGUCGCUGUGGUAGCCAUGACAAAUGCCGAAACUACAAAUCCCGAUUUUCCGGAAUUUGAUUGGAACGAGAAGGAAGUUUCUUAUAUAAUAUCCAGUUUUUAUUGGGGCUAUGUGACGACUCAAUUUCCUGGUGGAGCUUUAUCUAGACGUUUUGGUGCCAAAAUAGUUAUGCAAAUCUCAACAUUAACCUCGGCUGUAAUGAGUGCCUUAACACCUUGGUGUGUUACCUGGGGCGGUUGGCAAGCAUUUUGUGUUUUACGUAUUAUCAUGGGUAUAUGUCAGGGUGCUCUGUUCCCCUGUAUACAUGAGCAUUUGGCUAAAUGGUCACCCACGCAGGAGCGCAGUCGUUUGGGUGCUUUAGCUCAUACUGGUAUAGAAUGUGGUACAGUUUUGGCUUUGGGUAUGAGUGGUCUGAUAGCUGAAGGUCCUUUAGGUUGGCCGGGCAUUUCCUAUGUCUCGGCUGGCUUGUGUUUUGGUUGGUGUGUCUUAUGGUGGAUUUUUGCUGCCAACAAUGCCACAGAAUCGAAAUUUAUCUCUAAACUGGAAACUCACUAUAUCGAAUCAUCCCUAGAACAUUCGGAAGAUUUUCAUAAAAACAAGAUACCAGUACCCUGGAAAUCUAUAUGGUUGUCGGUGCCCUUCAUGGCCUUACUGUUGGCGCGUUGUGCCGAAGGUUAUGGCCUAAGUAUUUUACAAACACAAAUUCCUUCCUAUAUGAAUGGGGUCUUGAGUAUGCAGAUUAAAAGUAAUGCCCUCUUUUCGGCCUUACCCUUCCUGGCCAUGUGGGGCAUGUCGUAUGUAUAUGUUAUAGUGGCGGAUGUAUUGCAAAGCAAAAAGUUACUUAGUCUCACCGCAAUACGUAAAUCCAUUAAUACGGUGGCUUUUUGGGUACCAGCAGCUGGUUUGAUUGGUAUAGGUUUCCUGGAUGAAAACAAUAAAACCUGGGCCAUAGUCUUAAUGACACUAUUGGUGGGUGUUAAUAGUGGUGCCACUUUAGGUAGUUCCUUAAAUACCAUAGAUCUAUCGCCAAAUCAUGCUGGCAUAUUAAUGGGUAUAGUUAAUACUAUAGCGAAUUUCUUGCCUUUGAUCUCACCUUUGGUAGUGGGUGUUAUUGUCACCGAUUCGAAAAAUCGCUCCCAAUGGCAACUAGUUUUCAUCAUUGCUGCUGUGAUCUUCUUUUUCGGCAAUUUAGUUUAUAUAAUUUUUGGCACCGCUCAAGCCCAACCUUGGGAUGCUGAAGAUUUCCUAAUGCCUAAAGAUACUGAAAGUUCCUCUAACAAAGAUUCGGAGGCUACAACUGCCGAAGUUGGAGUUGAUAAUAAGGCCUUUGAGACCAAAGAAACUAAUUUUAAAUAAUUUUACUCAUAGGUAUUAGUUUUAGAAUUUAAAUUGUUAAUUUAGAAAUAAAAUGUGAUGUAUAUAGAAAACGAUUUAUAAGAGUAAUAUAAAACAAAUAUGUACCUAUUAUUUUUAAUCCGAUCUAAUCAAUAUCUAUUAUAAUCUGUUAAUGGAUUGUUAAUUAAGCCGAAUGGAAGCUUCAUACAGCUUCCAAUUUUCGAAAUUUGUAAAAAGUAAUAAUCGACGAUAAGGCUCAUAUAAAAUUUUACAUCCCUGACUACCGCUAACUUUAUUUGUUACGUGUGUUCUUGCUCUACUUAGUUUUUUAAAAACAACACAAACUAAGUAAAACAAACAUUCAACAAACAUAAGCACAGGCAUGCCGACAAACGGACAGACAGACAGAAAUUUAAUAUACUGUUAGCUGGUAAAAUACAUUUUAAAUAAAAAAUUAUUAGAAUAACUUUAGAUCACUGUUAUGAUCACAAUAUUUUGACAUCGCCUUAAAAUAUGUUUUAAAUUUUAUUUAAACAAAUAAUGUUCUUAAGAA